Messenger RNA from Aspergillus nomiae NRRL 13137, 838 nucleotides. RefSeq names its product ATP-dependent Clp protease proteolytic subunit. The transcript is spliced from 5 exons. Gene Ontology annotation, molecular function: serine-type endopeptidase activity; ATPase binding; ATP-dependent peptidase activity. Gene Ontology annotation, biological process: protein quality control for misfolded or incompletely synthesized proteins. The record is from RefSeq and is a predicted model, not a curated record. Lineage: Eukaryota; Fungi; Ascomycota; Eurotiomycetes; Eurotiales; Aspergillaceae. Gene Ontology annotation, cellular component: endopeptidase Clp complex. The annotation marks the transcript as partial.
AUUCUUUCCUUGAUUGUGACAAAGCUCUGUCUGUCAGCAGGCACUCUUCUCACAAUGAACCCUGCACGUUCGUUACAGCGACUCAGUCGCUUCUUUCCGCGUUCCUCUAUCCUCCCGGUGCUGUCGCGGAGUUUCACCAGCUCAGUCCCGUCACUAUCAAAGGGCACUCCGCCGCGGGGCUGGACUCCCACGCCAUUUGUAACAGAGACAGUAGGAGGAGGCUGGCACACAUAUGAUAUCUUCUCCCGACUUCUAAAGGAACGCAUAAUAUGUCUCAACGGCGAAGUAGACGAAACCAUGUCGGCGUCUAUCGUCGCCCAACUCCUCUUCCUGGAAGCCGAUAACCCCCAGAAGCCGAUUCACUUGUAUAUCAACUCCCCUGGAGGCUCGGUCACAGCGGGUCUCGCCAUCUACGAUACAAUGACCUAUAUUGCCUCCCCCGUGAGCACCAUCUGCGUUGGCCAGGCCGCGUCGAUGGGCUCCCUUCUUCUUUGCGGCGGUCACCCCGGCAAACGUUACUGUCUGCCCCAUUCGUCGAUCAUGAUACACCAGCCGUCGGGCGGGUACUUUGGACAGGCGACUGACAUUGCGAUUCAUGCAAAGGAGAUCCUGCGGGUUCGGGAGCAGCUGAAUAAGAUCUAUAAGCGUCACUUGACGGGGAAGAAGGAGAUGUCGCUGGAGGAGAUCGAGAAACUUAUGGAGAGAGAUUAUUUCAUGGGGGCUGGGGAGGCGUUGGAGAUGGGUAUUGUCGAUGAGAUUCUGGACCGCAGGGUUAGGUCGACAGAGGAAGGGGGUGAAGGGGAUGGGAAGCCACCAACGACUCCUUAGAGGUUUUCUU